AUGGCAUCAUCUUCAAGUGCUCGCCGAAGACUCUUAUGUGGUCCUGAGGACCCCUCCGUAUUAUAUCUGCAGAGACAACACGUCUCGAAUAACAUAUGGGCAGGAGUGCCAUCAGAAGAUGUACGCUGCAGAAGGUACGAAGGAAUCAUUUGGGAUGUUCUCAUACAUCCGCGUGUUUUGGCUGUAAUUGAUGAGAUGGGAUUUGGCCGGAUGUUGAGGUGUGGUCAACCGAAAGACAUUGACCACCAUCUUAUCACCGCAUUAAUUGAACGAUGGAGGCCAGAGACUCACACGUUUCACUUUCCAGUCGGUGAAGCUACAGUGACUUUGGAAGAUGUGGAGGUCUUAUGGGGCCUCAAAGUUGACGGGGAAGCUGUGACGGGUUAUAUCCCCAGUAAGGAUGUCGGCUAUUGGACUCAAGCUUGUCUGGAUUUUCUUGGCUUUAUACCAGAUACUGUUGAGCUGAAAGAACUGGUUUGGAAGCAGACGAGUUUAUCAAAACAACUGAGGGUUGAGUUGAAUGAUGACCACGACCAGUACAUAUACGUUCAACGCGCCCGUGUUUAUUGUCUGCUAUUACUUGGUGGUCUGUUAAUUCCGAACGCCUCCGGUAAUAAAAUUCCAUUCUUCUACCUUCAAUUUUUCAUGGAUGUAGGACGUUGUGGUAGCUAUAGCUGGGGUGGUGCGACUCUUGCCUGCUUGUACCAUAAUCUUUGUGAAGCUGCACUUGCAAAGAGGUCCGAUGUCGGAGGAGCUCUUACUCUGUUACAGUUGUGGGCUUGGGAAAGAAUCUCAAUUAUUAGACCGACGAUGCUAAAUCCCGUGCCCAUGACAUGGAAUGGUCCGGCCUCUUAUGUGAAAGCACCCGGACAUUGCAUUGAAACUUUCGGAGAUCAAUUCUCUAGAAUGCACGCCAACCAAUUUAUUUGGAGGUCAUAUGUCAUGCGAACUCUGCCGGAAGUUUGUGUUGUCGAUCGUCCUAUAUGGACGUCGAUCACAACACUUAUUUGCUGGAAUAUGGUUGAGCCACACUUGCCACAGCGAGUGUUGCGACAAUUUGGGAUUGUCCAACCGUAUAUUCCGCUUGUCGACCGGUUCCACGGAACUGAUUUUGCGAAACAGGAUCGGCGAGGCAAAGCUGGCCGGAAUUGGGUUGAGUGGCACGCCGCUCAUAUACAAAAUUGGGAUAAUAGGCACAACAUGGUGUGGACCGAUUCGGAGUACUCGAUGGAGCCUAUAGCAACUAAUGAGUACAUGGAUUGGUUUAGCCGGAUAACCGUUGUGUACCUAACAAAACCUGGCGUGCAUGCUCAGGAGGGCUUCCAUGAAACGGCGUCCUCCCAUAACUAUGCGGUGGAGACGCUUCACAAAAUACGGCAAUUUCUUAGGGAGCAAGACAUGACAGGACGACCGGAUUUGUUCACCAUUACGAGGAUGGUUGAAGAUGGUCUCCAGAUAUCUGGGGAAGUUGAGACGAUGGAUUACCGUCCUUCCCAGCGCUCUGAGCUAGACAUUGACAUGCCCGUGCGGCAAAAAGGGAAGUGGCGUGGAAAGAAGAACGCUGGUGGAGAGUCGUCAUUGGCAAGGAUGGAUACUCAGUUGGGUGAUGAGUCCGAUGGCGAUUUUAUGGCUCCACCUCCACCAAGAUCUGUCGUUCGGGGUCGUCACUCUGUCAGCCACACUGGUGGUACAGGUGAAGAUAUCGGUCUCAGUGAUGUCCACCAAUCUCCACCACGGUCUUCUGUGAGAGACGACGUUUUUGGUAUUGAUUUAGAGAAUGCCGUAGUUCAAGAUACUCCUCCGUCUAGAAUCCCUACCUCCAGAAUCGAGAAGGGAAUCCGUGGUCUGUUUAUGCGGAAAAGGCGAGACCCGUGA
Molecule: messenger RNA, 1875 nt
Organism: Salvia splendens (bonfire salvia)
Lineage: Eukaryota; Viridiplantae; Streptophyta; Magnoliopsida; Lamiales; Lamiaceae
Product: protein MAIN-LIKE 1-like
Exons: 4
Coding region: 1-1875 (624 amino acids)
Biological process (GO): meristem development; meristem maintenance
Source: RefSeq, a predicted model, not a curated record